AUGUCGCUCGGUCAAAACGCCUGGCCCCCUGGCAAUAUUCGUCCCCCUGAUGAUCACAAUGACUCACUGCGCCCUGUCAAUGGCUUGGUGAAGACGUUGUCGGGGUCGCGAACUCCCCAAAUACGCGGUUCUGUCAGCGCCGAGGGACCGAACCCGGGUAGUAUGAGAUCUGAGCCCGACACCGCGGUCGAGGAAGACCCGCGCAUAGCUCAAUUUCGCGAAUUGUUUCGGCGCAGUGAUGCUAAAAUCAAUGCGCUUUUUUCUAACUCCUAUUCUGCCGAUGAUUUCCCCGGCGCCGUGGUCGCGGAGCUCGAGCCGCCCGAGUCUAAAGCUGAACGCGUCGAUGCGCCGGAACCUACCUCGACGGCACCCACAAAAUCCACUCGCAAAAUGGACGACGACUACGAUGAUUACGAUGAGGACGACGACGUGGAUAUGGCUGAUUCAGUUGAAUCGACUCUAAAAGCUAAAUCGGUACCCCCUUCGCAGGACCCUAGUGCCACCACCCCACCAGUCCAACGUCCCGGUACCUCUGCUUCCAACAGUGCGGAUGGGACCAAAGACUCAAAAAAGGAAACAUUGGAAGAUAUUCGGAAGCAACUCGAAGAGGACAAAAAAGCCACGGAAGAAGCUGUCAAGCGGAGCUUCCAUACCAUGUUUUACACCCUUGAAAAUGACCGAGAUGCCAUGCUAGAUCAACAACGAUUGGAAGAGUCAGAACGUCAGGUAGAGGCAGAGAUCUCUGGCCAAUCCCACUCCGGUGGUAACAACCCCACCAGCGGCUCGAACGGCUACAGCACACUCAGUAACACUAACCUUGGAGCCUCAAGCCUGACCUUGAAAAACCUCAUUGCACGAAUUGACAAGAAGCGUGAUAUGGUCCAAGCUUCCGAUGCCGAGCUUCGAAGUCUUUUAAGUGAGGUUCGCAAAAAUCGCAGCAAGUGGGCUAGCGAAGACAAGAUUGGACAGGAGGAACUCUAUGAAGCUGCUGAAAAGGUGCUAAGCGAACUGAAGGCCAUGACUGAGCACUCGUCUGCCUUCCUCACCAGGGUCAACCGGCGUGAUGCCCCUGAUUAUCACACAAUCAUUCGACAGCCAAUGGACCUCGGAUCAAUGACCAAGAAGCUCAAGGGUCUACAAUAUCGCUCGAAGCAGGAUUUUGUGGAUGACCUAAACCUCAUUUGGGCCAAUUGUCUAAGGUACAACACUAAUCUGGAACAUCCGUUACGCAAACACGCUCUGUACAUGCGGAAGGAGACCGAGAAACUUGUUCCACUCAUUCCGGAAAUCGUGAUUCGGGAUCGAGCCGAAGUCGAAGCUGAAGAGAGGCGAAUACAAAUGGCAGAGCUUGAUGGCGCCGAGGAAAGCGACGAUGAGCCUAUCAUGUCCUCGCGGGGAAGGAAAGCCCCGGGUAAAAAGUCUGCCAAGGGCACUGCCCCCGCUCGCCAAACCCCCAGUGGUUCUGAAGGUCCCCCAGGUGUUUCAACCAGUCAGCCUCCAGUGGCUGCUCGUUCAGAUUCAGAUACCGCGAUGGAGGCAAGUCAAAAUGGGUUCACUACACCCCCUCCUGGAUCGAAUACCCCCUCGGACCCUCUAGGACCGGCAGCAGGUGCUGCAACCAGCCAAGAUGACGAAGCAAUGGAUAUUGACGGACCAACUACAUUGACCACUGCGUUGAGUGCCCUGUCAGUGCCUGGGGUGGACUUGGAGGAUGUUGAAUUCAAGGUAUGGAGGCAAUUGACAAAGAAGGACCGGGCACUUAUCGCUGCGGAGCGACAUCGUUUGCUCAAGGGCGACAAGCUCAAUCUCGAUGAGCCAGCCCUGCUUCGAACAAAAGCCGGCAUGCGUCGAUGGCUUCGACACGACAAGCAAGCAGCCUUUGAGGGUGGCAAGACCGACAAUACUAGUUCCCACGCAAUGGAGCCAGCUAGUGAGACUCUGGCGGAGGGCAUUGAAGGCGAAGAAGAAAGAAUGAUUCCGUAUUACUACGAUGUCAUGAACGGUAUUCCCGAUCUACCAGAGCGCCUCCUUUGGAAGGAAGACGCGGAAGGAAACGUCGUCGAUGCCUCGGAGGAAUUUCUCAGAAUGCUCCCGCAGGGUUCUUUCAAGCAACCCGAGAGCAAGCUAACUCGCAAGCUGGAUUCGAACAUGCGACAGUUGCAGGAAACCCGCAAGAUUUGCUCGAAAAUUGGCAUCGUGAAGCAGAUGCAGCUCCAAUCUCAGAUGUAUCAAAACCAAUUCCAGAAGUACCAGCCUGAGCCUUUCGUGGAGCAGGACGUUUCGCCCCAUGUCAUGAAUGACAGCGGUCCAGUUAUUGCACCAGGAACUUGCCGUGCAGCCCUGCAGCGCUCUGUCGCGAAAAUCUUCUACCACACUGGGUUCGAAGAGUACCAGCCAUCGGCUCUGGAGGUGGUCACAGAUAUCGCCUCUGAUUUCUUCCAAAAGAUUGGCCGGACAGUCAAGUCCUACAUGGAAGCUCCCAAAGUCCCGACGACCGAGUUUCUGGAAUCUGCAACGUCUGCGGUGGAGUGGAAACGCGCCUACACAGAGCCAGAGGUUGUCCUCCAUACACUCUCGGCCGUUGGUAUCGAUAUCGAAGAGCUCGAGUCUUACAUCAAAGACGAUGUUGAGCGGCUCGGAACAAAACUGACUACAGCCCAUGAUCGCCUCAAGUAUCUGCUCACUGAGCUUCUCCGACCUGCACUUGCAGAAGGUGGUGAGGAUGGCUCUAACGCCUUUGCCGAUGGCAGUGAGCAGUUUGUUGGGGGUGAUUUCGCAGAGGAUAUCGACGAAGAUUUCUUUGGAUUCAAGGAAUUAGGCUUGGACCGCGAGUUUGGCCUCGCUUCUCUCAGCGUGCCGCUCCACUUGCUGCAAAACAGGAUGUAUAGCGCGGCAAACCCACAGAGCACCAGUGCUGCUCAAUCUGUGGAUGUCUUCCAGCAACCACCUCCGUACUCUCGAAUCUCCGUCGAGACUUUGCCUAACCAGAUUGGAUUGGUACGAACAUUCUUCAAAGGUAAAUUGGACGCCAAUCGCGAUGAGCCUCUUGUGGAAGAUCUUGAACUUCCACCUAAACAAAGACCCAUGGCUAUCAAACCACGUCUUCCGGCAUCUGGUAAGAUCCCAUCGCUGCCUGGCGUAGCAGGACCUACAUCGACCCCCCAGAAACGCCCUGCUCCAUCGAACACUGCGGCAUUGAAAUCAGGAACUACAGAGCCAAACAAGAAAAAAUCCAAGAAGACCAACGGCUUGGUAAAUGAAAUUUCCAAUUUUAAUAUUGAUGGAGAUGCCGAGCAGCCCGUCGACGGCACGCUCGACGCUCAUCCCAAUCCUGAUGCCGCGGCUGAUUCCCAACAAGACCACGUCAAUGGCACCAUGACAAACGGGACUACAGCCUAA
Penicillium taxi is the source of this 3399-nucleotide messenger RNA. RefSeq names its product SAGA histone acetyltransferase complex subunit SPT7. The record is from RefSeq and is a predicted model, not a curated record. The transcript has 2 exons. Gene Ontology annotation, biological process: regulation of transcription by RNA polymerase II. Gene Ontology annotation, molecular function: protein heterodimerization activity; structural molecule activity. NCBI's taxonomy places the organism in Eukaryota, Fungi, Ascomycota, Eurotiomycetes, Eurotiales, Aspergillaceae. The coding region runs from base 1 to 3399 and encodes 1132 amino acids. Gene Ontology annotation, cellular component: SAGA complex; SLIK (SAGA-like) complex.